Penicillium manginii is the source of this 678-nucleotide messenger RNA. RefSeq lists its product as uncharacterized. NCBI's taxonomy places the organism in Eukaryota, Fungi, Ascomycota, Eurotiomycetes, Eurotiales, Aspergillaceae. The record is from RefSeq and is a predicted model, not a curated record. The transcript has 3 exons. The coding region runs from base 1 to 678 and encodes 225 amino acids.
AUGACCGAUGCCGGGUCACCGCCCAAGCAGACGGCGAUCGCCACUAUCGCAGAAACGGCCGCCCAAACCGAGACGGAGAGCAUGCGACUCCUGUUUCAAGAAAAAGACUUCCCACAGUGCAACUGGUGUAAACAUCAUAAUCUCGCCUGUACAUUCAAUCGAAUUCGGGCGAAUGCCAACUUAGGUAGCAACCGGGUGACUGUCGCAACAUCUAGCACGGGUGAGAAGGACGGUCCUAACAUAGGAGAGGGGCCGGCCUCUCAAGUCGCUGACUCCACGUGGUCGUCGAGAAUCGGAAAUACGUUCCUCAACAACGUCACUUAUCUCAGGGGCCACCAUGUAUUCUCGAACGAAGGCCAGAGGUGGAUUGAAUCUCAGGUCGGGGAAGUCGUCAACUUUGAUAAGUUGUUCUCACUGGAGCUCCGUUGGCUGAAGCCACUUCGUUCAUAUACGGACCCUAAGAUGUAUCCGCAGUUCCCGAGCAGGGUGAAUGUGGAAAGAUACGUCCAGAUCUAUGGCUCAUCAUCGCAAAGUCUGGUCUUCCCGGUCAUCAGCCAGUCUAUCUUUGGCAAAACACUAGAACUUGUCUACAGCCCACUCCACCCCCCCUGGUUCUACGAGCGCCAAAUCGUGCGUCUAUGCCUUCCUCUCACUGAUCUCCCUGUUUGGCCUGGAUGA